UGACGUCGUUGUCUGACGUCCACCUGAACUGCUCAGCAAAGCUCCUCGCUUUGAGUGUCAUGAUAGCCACAGGACAGACUGAGGUGAGGGGUUGGAAAAACUCGGUUUACGGCGGCGACCAAGCAAAAAGAAGGCAACAUUUCAUGAACUGAUUCGGUUCCCUUCGUUCACUAAAAUUAUUUUGUGCCAAUCGUUCGCGAACGAAACAAUACUCACGCAGGUAGAGUGAGAGAGGGAAAGAAAGAGAUUAACAGCUCCCACCCUACGCUUCUCCUGCCGGAAUCAAUAGCUCACCAAGGCCGAAGUUUGAGCUCAGUCGUUCAGUUGAUCAUGAGGGGAGGCGCUCCUCAUCAUUGUCUCUUGCUGGCUGUCCUGUCAGUGGUGAUUGGGUCCAGGGCUCUCUCGGCGUUCAGGAUCUGUGCCUACAAUGUGCAGAAGCUCGACUCUAAGAAGGUGUUGAACUACAGAGUGCUGCACACGCUCACACGGGUCUUGUCUCGGUGUGACAUUACCCUCCUCCAGGAAGUGGCAGAUUCAGAUGGCUUUGUUGUACAAACUCUACUGGCAUCACUCAACAGGUACAGUGGAAGGUAUGAAGGUUACCACUAUGGCUCGGUGUCCAGCUCCAGUCUGGGAAAGUCUCCUAAUGAUCUACAAAAGUAUGUCUUCACCUACAGGACAAAGACUGUUCAUGUAAUGGGUCAACAUCAGUACCAGAAUCACAAUCAAUUUGUUCGAGCACCAUUUGCAGUUUACUUCCACAGCAACACAACUGCUGUCAAGAAUUUUAUUCUGGUUGGGUUGCACGCGGAUCCAAGCAGCGCCAUCCAGGAGAUCGACCACCUAUAUGACGUCUUCAAGCAAGUGCUGAGCAAAUGGAAUGAGAAGAAUGUAAUGUUCUUGGGCGAUUUCCACGCGGGUUGCGCUUACAUGACUCGUCGCGACAAGAAGAACAUUCGACUUUUCACCAACAGCAGCUUCUCCUGGCUUAUCGGAGACAAAAUAGACACCACCAUCAAAGAUGAGACAAGCUGCGCUUAUGACCGGAUCGUCGUGUUUGGGAAGUCUUUCUUGAAAGCCAUCACGCCGUUCUCUGCCAAAGUCUUCAACUUCGCCACAGAGUUCAAAUUGACCAGGACGACCGCAUUGGAGGUGAGUGACCAUUUACCUGUGGAGGUGAGACUCAAGAACUCAGCCUUCCUCCUUCAGGCCACAUCGCUCCCGCUCCUGUUUACCCUCACCCUCCGCAACUUCCUGUUGUCUGGGUGAAUUAUAGUUCCUUUCAUCAUAGUGUCUUUCUCAUGAUAGUUCUUGUAUUAUGUGAGCACGACUGCUUUGCUUGUACCUACUUAGAACUUUCCUCUUGCUGGAAUUAUCCUGCUCUGAAUGAAGUCUUGAUCAUAUGGCACGUAAAUCUCUGUCUCCUCGUCAGGAUGCUGUUGUGUUUCCAGGUUGACAGACAUUUUUUAAAAAUGUGUCCUACGCUAUAUUGUCUUUAUCAUGGGAACCGCAUUCAAAUGUUAGUCACUGUAAAAAAAAAAAAAAGAUAACAUUUGGUAUUUUGAUCUUGAUGAACAUUUUGCGGGAGGUGGGUCUGUUUUGCGCAAAUAAUGACAAAAAUUCAAAGAUGUCAAUGAGAUCUCAAGUUGUUUUUUUUGUUCUUUGUAUGUUAAUUAUCAAAGGCAUUUGUUUGCUUUGUCAAUAUCAUUCUGUGAAAUAAAUUGUGACAAUAUAUGAA
Molecule: messenger RNA, 1738 nt
Organism: Syngnathoides biaculeatus (alligator pipefish)
Lineage: Eukaryota; Metazoa; Chordata; Actinopteri; Syngnathiformes; Syngnathidae
Product: deoxyribonuclease gamma-like
Exons: 9
Coding region: 331-1269 (312 amino acids)
Biological process (GO): DNA catabolic process
Cellular component (GO): nucleus
Molecular function (GO): DNA nuclease activity
Source: RefSeq, a predicted model, not a curated record